Molecule: messenger RNA, 167 nt
Organism: Racocetra persica
Lineage: Eukaryota; Fungi; Glomeromycota; Glomeromycetes; Diversisporales; Gigasporaceae
Source: the annotation of a GenBank genome assembly
GUCGUAUUCGACCGCUAGAAGGAAAUAAGGUGCAACAAAACGCUUUGUCUGGGAAUCCAUCGGCUAAACCUGUGGCAAUGAUUCCAAGUCAUCCCAUUCGAGGAAUCAUAAAUUACAAGGGAAAGAACGUGGCUGUACCGGAGAUUCGAGGAUGGGAAAAAAAUUAG